Spodoptera littoralis (African cotton leafworm) is the source of this 525-nucleotide messenger RNA. NCBI's taxonomy places the organism in Eukaryota, Metazoa, Arthropoda, Insecta, Lepidoptera, Noctuidae. The record is from the annotation of a GenBank genome assembly.
AUGAAGAGGUUACAGAAAUUUUGUUACUGCGCAUCGACGCGGACUGGCACGCUGAUCACAGCGUUCCUUGGAAUCGUGCUCUCUAUAGCCACCAUAAUUAUAGUAUGGGUUGUAAAGAAGCAUAGGAUCACAUUCAGCACAUUCAUCUUUGAUGAAGACUUCGAUAGGAAACUUUCAGACUUAGACAUUCCGAGGAUAAUAUUAACAAUUAAUUUAUGCUUCACCAUACUGAUAUGCACGCUACUGAUGAUAGCAGUACAUAAACGGCGGUCAUGGCUAAUGCUUCCGUGGGUAGUGCUGGGAAUCGUGCUGGCCAUCGGCCUUCUGAUCAGCGUGCUGCAUACCUCCAUCACUUACUAUCUCGACAAGGAAGACCACGUCAUUCUCGCUACAAUCAUAUUGAUUGGUGGACUUCUAUAUUUAUGUCUGUACCUCUACCUAUGGGCAGUGGUGUUCAGUCAUUACCUGGACGUCCGUGACGAAGAAGAACGAGGUCGAUACAGAAAGGCUCCCUACAGACGAUAA